Apis florea (little honeybee) is the source of this 2313-nucleotide messenger RNA. RefSeq names its product G protein alpha i subunit (gene Galphai). NCBI's taxonomy places the organism in Eukaryota, Metazoa, Arthropoda, Insecta, Hymenoptera, Apidae. The record is from RefSeq and is a predicted model, not a curated record. Gene Ontology annotation, biological process: adenylate cyclase-modulating G protein-coupled receptor signaling pathway. Gene Ontology annotation, molecular function: GTP binding; G-protein beta/gamma-subunit complex binding; G protein-coupled receptor binding. Gene Ontology annotation, cellular component: heterotrimeric G-protein complex; cytoplasm.
UUUAAUGUUUUCAUUGGCCUGAAAGUAUUUGCGAUCUUUACAUGGAUUGGUUGUUGAUUGUAAUCGAAAGAUUUUCACAAAUCCUGCUUAUGUAUCGUAUACCAAGGAAUAGAGUAGAUAGAUUGUAUGAGAAGUGAUUGUGCCGGUAUUACAAGUUUGUAAAGUUUAGGUCCAUUGCAUCGUUUCUGACGGGAAGCAACAAGUGAUCACGAGAAAUAGAUCACACGUAUGCAUGUAGUAUACGAUAAUACCUAUAUUGACGGAGGACAUAGACGCAAGUGUGUAAGACUGUACAUCCAAUUAGUGUGUGUAUGCGAGCCAACCGCGUGCGGGCGGUUCCCACACGUCCGUGCAACAAGUGUCAUAUACGGCAGCGCGAUUAAUUGUUUCAAAGAGCGCUGUACAUGGUGUUCAUUCUUUCUUCACCGGAUAAAAAGAAUCACCGGCAAAAAUGGGCUGCGCGGUGAGUACUACCGGCGAGAAAGAAGCUGCAGAAAGAUCUAAGAAGAUCGACAAGGAUCUUAGAGCUGAUGGGGAGCGGGCCGCUAGUGAGGUCAAACUCCUCCUCCUUGGAGCUGGAGAAUCUGGAAAAUCUACUAUAGUAAAACAAAUGAAAAUUAUUCAUGAAACAGGAUACAGUAAAGAAGAAUGUGAACAAUAUAAACCUGUAGUUUGCAGUAACACAGUUCAAAGUCUUAUGACAAUAAUUAGAGCCAUGGGUCAGCUUCGAAUUGACUUUGCAGAUCCUAAUAAAGCGGAUAUAGCACGUCAAUUUUUUACCCUAGCUUCUGCUGCAGAGGAGGGUGAACUAACUGGGGAACUGGCAUUAUUAAUGAAACGAUUAUGGCAGGAUGCUGGAGUACAACUUUGUUUCACCCGCAGUAGAGAAUAUCAGCUAAAUGAUUCAGCAGCAUAUUACCUUAAUGCUUUAGAUCGCAUAGCUCAGCCUAAUUACAUUCCUACUCAACAAGAUGUUCUUAGAACACGUGUAAAGACAACAGGAAUAGUGGAAACACAUUUCUCCUUUAAAGGUUUACAUUUUAAAAUGUUUGAUGUAGGAGGUCAAAGAUCAGAAAGAAAAAAAUGGAUACACUGUUUCGAAGGAGUUACUGCUAUCAUUUUUUGUGUUGCAUUAAGUGGAUAUGACUUGGUACUUGCAGAGGAUGAAGAAAUGAAUAGAAUGAUAGAAUCAAUGAAACUGUUUGAUUCUAUUUGUAAUAGCAAGUGGUUUGUUGAGACAUCAAUUAUUUUAUUUCUAAACAAAAAAGAUCUUUUUGAGGAAAAGAUCACAAGGAGCCCAUUGACUAUUUGUUUCCCAGAAUAUAAAGGUGCUAAUACUUAUGAAGAAUGUGCUUCUUACAUUCAAAUGAAAUUUGAAAAUUUGAAUAAAAGAAAAGAUCAGAAACAAAUUUAUACACAUUUUACAUGUGCUACUGAUACAUCUAAUAUUCAGUUUGUAUUCGACGCUGUAACUGAUGUUAUAAUCAAAAACAAUUUGAGUAAUUGUGGUUUAUUAAGUUAAAUAUUUUAAUACUCAAAUUAAAAAGAGUAAAUUGAUAUUCAAGGUGUAUAACUUGUCUAAGCACAAAAGAUACACAUGAGACUGAAAACAAAUUGUUAGAAACAGAUAUGUUUUGGGUAUAUCCAUAUAUACCAAUCAUGCAAUAUCUUCAUUUUCUCAUUUCAUUUAGUUUUUACAAUAUUUGGAUAUACAUAAUAUUAUGAAAUAAUUUGUUAAAUUCUAUAUUUCAUUCUUUAUAUUUUUUUUAAUGCUAAAAUUUGACAUUUUUUUGUAAUUAAUUAAUUUUAAAUUUAUUGAUUUCUUUUAAAUGAUAAAUAAUUUUAAAUUAAAAUACUUGAAAAUUGAAAUUAUAUAUUAUUUUGAUAAAAAUAAAUAUUAUUUGCAGAUAAACAAAUAUUUGGUAUCUGCUAAAUAUGUUUAGUAUAUUAAUCAGAAAUUAGUUAGCUAUUAAUUUAGUAAUAUCGUUUUGUAUAUAAUUUAUUCAUUAAAAGAAAUAUGUUUAUACUGAAUGGAAAUAUAUUUCCAUAACAGUGUUCAAAGCCAUUCAUUUCUUUUAUAAUAAAUUGUUGAUAUAGCAAUGACAGACACAAUUCAUUGUGUUAACAUAUAUUUAUACAAAUUAAAUUUGAUAAUAAUUUUUGUAAAACUUUUUUAUACGUAUCAGUAGAUAAUAUUUAAAGUGUUGUCAUUAUUGUACUAUCAAAUAAAUGACAAUACUAGGAUUAAUUACAGAUUUAGAAAACAGUUUUAUUAUAUGAAUACUGAAAUAAAUAAAAUUUUUUUUAAAAAAA